Notothenia coriiceps (black rockcod) is the source of this 1953-nucleotide messenger RNA. It is a transcript of the gene evlb, whose product is annotated as Enah/Vasp-like b. Bases 618 to 1934 code for a protein of 438 amino acids. Gene Ontology annotation, molecular function: profilin binding; SH3 domain binding; actin binding. The record is from RefSeq and is a predicted model, not a curated record. Gene Ontology annotation, cellular component: cytoskeleton. The transcript has 13 exons. Lineage: Eukaryota; Metazoa; Chordata; Actinopteri; Perciformes; Nototheniidae. Gene Ontology annotation, biological process: protein homotetramerization; positive regulation of actin filament polymerization; actin polymerization or depolymerization.
UGAGGGCAACGCCUCACCGGGAAUCUCUCUCUAUCUCCAUCUCUCUUUUCCCCCCCCUUACCUCUGUCUCUGAAGCGUAAAAACCAAAGGACUCUCAUCUCCCAUUCAGUCUCCUCUCUGUGUGGCUGAGGGCUUACUUUCACAUUUUUUUAAGCCUCUCUUGCCUCUACAGAUCAACAGUCUCCUUCAUUUCUUCCUAAUUGUGCUUCUCUACCUGCCAAAGGAUGAAUUCAUGACCACAAACUGGGAUUUUUAUUGGUGUCUUUACAUGAGGCAGCAUCUUUUUUUUUCUGGAAGUCAUCUUUGUUCUUGUGCUCCCAGCUGCUGAGUGGCUGCUUGUGGGUAGUAGGUUAGUGUGUCUGUUUAAUGCCAGGUGAUUGAAUGUGCUGUACGCGGAGGAACUAAUAUGAGAGGGAUGCCUUCCUGGAGGUAGCGCUCUGUGAUCCACUCAGGGAGAAGGGUUUUGGGGAUGCUGUGGCUGAACUCCGACCUUUAGUGAAAGUGUCAGCGAAGAAAUUCAGGACAAACAAAGAAAAAAGCAACAAAUACGGACGUGUAUUCCCCUACGUUUGUUGUCGUGGACCAACUGACCUAAGUGUCGGCUUUGUGUUGACACCAUGGACAUCAACCUUCAGUCGCAGCGGUUUUACUUCCCCCAGAUCUACUGUGUGGAACCGGGGGCUCAGCCGCCUCAGAUGCCUCAGCUGCCUCAGAUGCCUCAGCUCACUGAGUUCAAAGUCAGUGAGCAGAGUAUCUGCCAGGCGCGGGCCUCCGUCAUGGUCUAUGAUGACACCAGUAAGAAGUGGGUGCCCAUCAAGCCUGGACAGCAGGGAUUCAGCCGCAUCAACAUCUACCACAACACUGCCAACAACACCUUCAGAGUAGUGGGCGUCAAACUGCAGGACCAACAGGUGGUUAUAAACUACUCCAUAGUGAAGGGCCUCAAGUACAACCAGGCCACCCCCACCUUCCACCAGUGGCGGGACGCCCGGCAGGUCUAUGGCCUCAACUUCGCUAGCAAGGAGGAGGCCACCACCUUCUCCAACGCCAUGCUCUUUGCCCUCAACGUCCUCAGUGCUCAGGAUGGAGGUCCAGCUGUCCAGCGCCAAGUCCAGAAUGGACCCACUUCAGAUGAGAUGGAAGCUCAGAGAGCAAGGCAGAUGAUAGAGCAGCAGCAGCAAUUGCAGGCACAUUUGGAACGGGAGCGAAGGACGUCCAACUCAGGUUCUCCUUUCCAAGGCCACCCUGCUGUUCUCGCCGUGGCCCCUCCAGUAAUGCCUCCCCCCAUGAACAUGGGUGGCCCUCCUCCCCCUCCACCUCCACCAGGACCUCCACCACCUUCAGCAGGGGCCCCAGCACCUCCUCUCCCACCUCCACUUCCCAUGUGCGGUGGGAGCGAUGCGGAUGAGCCCCCCGCCCAGACAGGUCUCGCAGCUAUGAUCGCCGGAGCCAAACUGCGCCGCGUUCAAAGACCCCAAGACGAAAGCUCCCCAGCCGCCAAAAACGAUGCCAACCGAACAAGCGGAGGAAGCGGAGGAAGUGGAGGAAGCGGAGGAAGCGGAGGAAGUGGAGGGAGCGGAGGAAGCGGAGGACUGAUGGAGGAGAUGAAUGCUCUGUUGGCGCGAAGAAGGAAAGCGGCCUCCGAGCGGCCCGAGGACAGCCAAAAUGAUGACGGAAAUUCUUCGUCACCCAACACCAGAGGUGGACAGAACUCCACAGAUGGUGCAAAGAAGCCGUGGGACAGAGCUAACUCUGCAGACAGGUCGAUGGUUUCCAGGGUACGACCCGUGGGGGGUGGCAGCGACGCAGACUCGAUAGACAUGGAUAGAAUGAAACAGGAAAUCUUGGAUGACGUGUUUCGUGAAUUGCACAAAGUGAAGGAGGAAAUCAUCGAUGCCAUUAGAAAUGAACUCAGUCGAAUUAGCACGACAUAAUCUUUCAGAGACCCCCCCC